UUCGGUAGCCAGUCAGAGGGAUCUACAACCCCGGGGAUGAAUUCAGACGUGGAUAUUCUUACGUGCAAGCAUAGUACCAACAUCAUGUCAGACUGGGCAGACUGGGAGGCAGGGAGACAGAACGCCCUGAUGGUGAAAGAGGAGACAACUCCGCCACAACACUAUUGGCUUCAAUUUAUCAAGCCAGAUUCUCCAGAACCUUAUAGAUAUAUCGGACAGAAACUGAUAAAUUGCUUAGCGCAUGUAGAUAGACGGGUGUUUAUAAGUAAUAAAGUUUUUCUAAAUAGUGUCAAACCACAUUUUGGAGAUGACUUAAUAUGUUGUGGUCCUUCAACUAGUUUCGAUGAAAUGAUUGACAUUGUUUUAGCUUUCAAAUGUAAAGUUGUCCCACCAGAAGUUUACCGAUGGUUUCACCGACCCAGACGUGGACAUUGGCCAACACCGGAAAUGAUGCAAGCUGCAAGUGAAUGCUCUUGUUUUCUUAUUCCUGAUGGACAUUUCGAGAGUUUGAACAAUAAUAUUGAGUGGCGAAUUUCACCGAGCCAAAUCGAACGCAUUCUUGUUUUUAACUUUACAAUAGUGCAGUUAAAAUGCUACGUCGUCUUGAAAAUGAUCAAGAAACACAUUAUGGAACACUAUUUAAGUCAUAAUAGUAAAUUAACUUCGUUUCACUGCAAGACUGUUAUGUUCUUUACACUGGAGAGAGUAUCGCCAGCGGAGUGGAGAGAAGAUCGGCUCAUCGAAUGUAUAGGUUAUUGUUUGCAAACACUGCAAAUGUUCUUGAUAAGGGGUCAUUUGCCACACUAUAUCAUUCCUGAAUCGAACCUUUUCGAAGGAAAAAUCACUCGCCGCUACCAACUGGUAUUACUCGAAAAGAUAAAAGAGUUUUUGAAAAAACAUGAACUUGAACUCACACCAGAAAUAUUGUAUCUCUAUGAACGUUCUCUUGACACUGACGUGGCGUCUAGCAGACUGAAAUUGGCGUCAACGUUUUACUGCAGGGGAGAUUCACAUAGAGCGGCAGACGUGCUGAAUGACGUUGAACGUAGAUACGGUAAUAAUGUGCAUGCUGUAUGUCAGUGUGGAAGGAGAACAUAUAAACCCGACGAUUUGCUCAUUGAAAGUACAACGGAUGAUUGGAACUAUGAUACAGUAAUACGUAAAGUUGCCCUUUGCGUGACGUUUAAAGAUUCAGACAUUUUCUGUGUGCCACCAAUUCUUUUAUAUGAAAUGAACAGGGCUGUGAAUGACGAUGCUCAACAUAGAACCAGGGAGGAAAGAUUCUGGAUGGAUAUGGCCGCAGUAGACUCUCGACCAUUCCUCUUCUACCUACAGUAUCUCACGUACAGGGAACUGGGUCUUCGUACUAGACAGUUACUAGCACACAACAAUUUAAAAACCUGUUUAAAUAAUCAAGACAUAGUAAGGACAAUGUAUCAUCCUGAGACGGCUUGCAACUUGCUGGGGCACUGCUCGGAGAUGGAAGGAAAUCCGCUCCAAGCGUUAAAUUUAUACAUCCAUUCUGUUCAAAACGUUCCUAGAAAUAAUGCAGCCAACUGGCAUAUCAGGAGACUAACAGGCCAUUUAUAG
This is a messenger RNA of Mya arenaria, 1590 nucleotides long. RefSeq lists its product as uncharacterized. NCBI's taxonomy places the organism in Eukaryota, Metazoa, Mollusca, Bivalvia, Myida, Myidae. The record is from RefSeq and is a predicted model, not a curated record. The transcript is spliced from 2 exons. Bases 37 to 1590 code for a protein of 517 amino acids.